UAGAGCAAAAUUGUCCGUCUUGGUCAGAAGAGGAGCACAACUAGGGUUAGGGUUAGGGGUUCGCCCUUCCUGCGAGAUCGUCGCUCCCAGAGAAGUCGCCAUCGAGGAUGACUGGUAAGGCGAAGCCGAAGAAGCAUACGGCGAAGGAGAUCCAAGCUAAGAUCGAUGCUGCGUUGACCAACAGAGGCGGAGGAAAGGCGGGAAUCGCUGAUAGGACCGGAAAAGAGAAAGGUGGUCACGCUAAAUACGAGUGUCCUCACUGCAAAAUUACAGCUCCUGAUCUCAAGACGAUGCAGAUCCAUCACGAAUCCAAGCAUCCGAAGAUCCCUUACGACGAAUCCAAGCUCGUUAAUCUCCAUGCUGUUUUAGCACCAGUUGCUGAGGCGAAGCCUAAACCUGGCAUUAGGGGAAGCUUGAAGAAAUAAUUCAAUCUCCUUCAAAAUUUGUGAUAUUUUGGUUUCGAAUAUUAUGAACUCUUGUCCCAAUCCAUCAUGUUGAUGACCCUUAUGGCUUCUACCUUUUCUUUUCUUGUUUAUGAUCUCAAACUUGUUAUCUGCUAUUUUCCAGAUGGAGGGGAUGUUAUAUGAAUAAAUUGAGAUUUGAACGAUA
Eutrema salsugineum is the source of this 609-nucleotide messenger RNA. RefSeq lists its product as uncharacterized. The record is from RefSeq and is a predicted model, not a curated record. NCBI's taxonomy places the organism in Eukaryota, Viridiplantae, Streptophyta, Magnoliopsida, Brassicales, Brassicaceae. The coding region runs from base 108 to 425 and encodes 105 amino acids. The transcript has a single exon.